AUGCACUCGCUGGGUCUGACCACUCUCCUGCUGCUUGUCGCCGUAGCCUGCGCUGGCUUCGCGGCCGGAGCCCCGGCGCACCCGGUGGUCUUCUUCCCGGGCUACAGCCUGUCCGUCUUUGAGGUCACUGUCACCAACCAGACCGUCCAGCCUUCGUGCCCCGCCUCGGGCACCUACCGGCUCCACUUCGAGGCCGACGCGGUCCAGAAUGGGUUCGACAUCACCUGCAUGACCAACCUCUUGGCCCUCAACUACUCGACCGAGACCGGGCGCUUCUCCGGCCAGGAGGGAGUCAGCGUGGCGCUCAAGGACUACGGCCACCCGGCCUGCGCGCCCUUCUACGAGCCCUUCUUCGUCGCUAUGGAGGGGGCGGGCCUGGUGCGCAACACCACCCUGCUGGCGGCCUGCUUCGACUGGCGCAUGGCGCCCAACGUUGAUGUGAUUCCGGGCACCAACUUCAUGGCGGACACCCGCGAGCUGGUCAUUCGGGCCUACGAAGCGGCCAACCAAACCAAGGUGUACCUGGUGGGCCACUCCAACGGUCCCAUCGUGGCCCAGUACUUCCUUCUUCACGCUGGCGCCGACUUCCGCGAGAAGUACAUCGCUGGGUUCAUCCCCUACGCGGGCAACUGGGCCGGCGGUGGACUGAUGACAUCGCUGCUCUUCGAAGGCCUGUCCGUGCUCGACUUCACCUUCCUCCCGAGCACGGCCGCCACCUUCGAGGCCUGGCCCUCGACCUACUUCUCCGCCGCCCAGCCGGCCACCUUCAAGCGGGUCAUCACCCUCAUCCGCACCCCCGAGCGCAACUACACGCCCGAAGACUACACCCAGCUGUGGGCCGACAGCGGGCUCGAGCUGGCGGCCGUGCUCAACCCCAAGUACAACGGGCUGGUCAAGCCCACCAUGUUCCCCGAGGUGCCUGUCUUCAACUUCUUCGGCUCCAACAUUUCGACCAUCGUCGGCACUGCGCGGGCCAACCUCACUGUCGGUCAGAGCUCCACAGCGUACCUCGAGGCGCUGGGGGACAUCAACCAGGAGUACAUCACGAACGAGUCGAACGAGAUCUGGUCGGAGAUGAGGUGCGACUCGUUCACGAACAAGGACCUGCCGAACGUGGACCACUUUGCCCUGCCCAACCACCCGGACGUGCUCAACGCCACCGUGGCCAUCAUCAAGGCGCCCACGCCCGGCGACCUCUGCUCCGGCGCUGCCGGCCCGCUGCUGGCCAACAGCUGGCUGCGCCUCAUCAUGUGA
Messenger RNA from Acanthamoeba castellanii str. Neff, 1254 nucleotides. RefSeq lists its product as uncharacterized. The record is from RefSeq and is a predicted model, not a curated record. Gene Ontology annotation, biological process: lipid metabolic process. NCBI's taxonomy places the organism in Eukaryota, Discosea, Longamoebia, Acanthamoebidae. The transcript has 3 exons. Bases 1 to 1254 code for a protein of 417 amino acids.